CUGCGCCUCGGCGUGAACGAGUGCCUGCAGAUGGCUCCCGCCACAGUGGACACCGUGCUGGACAAGCUGUCCCGAUGCCACGUGGUCAUCUUCGUGUUCGCCUUUCUCCGAGGCCUUCCUGUCACGUGGAACAUGAUGAUGCCGGUGUUUGUGUCGCCGUCAGCCGUCGAGUUCCGCUGCGCCGAGGCACUCAACGGGAGUCUGGCGACAGCCAGCGGCGGCGGCCGCCAAAUAUGGGCGAACAGCACGGCUCAAUGUUUCACCUUAGAUGGAACCAAUGCCAGCAAACCAUGCGAAUCCUGGGUCUACGACCGCAGUGUAUACGGCAAAACGGUCACUGAAGAGUGUAACAUGGUAUGCAGCAACAGGUGGAUGGUUUCUUCUUCCCAGAGCAUCUACCUCGCUGGUGUGGUUGUCGGAACAGUGGCCGCAUCCCACAUUUCUGACUGGUACGGCCGCAAGAGGACAAUACUGGGUGCAAUAGUGCUCUCAUUGGGUGCGAGUGUCACGACUGCCUUCUCGACCUCAGCCACCAUGUACUACAUCUUGCGGUUCGUUGUGGCCAUGGGAGUCUCCGGAUUCGCGGACGUCAUUUACACUCUGAUCAUGGAGACAGUGUCACCGCGGUUCCGCUACAUGCCCACAAUGACGUUGGACAAUGGCUGGACGACGGGCAUGUUGCUGCUGCCGUGGCUACACUACCUGACGCGGGAGUGGCGCGCCACCCAGCUGUACGCAGCGCUGCCGCUCGCUCCGCUGCUUGUGCUCGGCUGUUUUUUACCAGAGUCUCCGAGGUGGCUGAUGGCCAUGGGCCGGUUCCCGGCCGCCAAGAAAGUGGUCAUGAAGUUCGCUGGCAACGCCCCUGAGCACGUAAUUGACGACAUAAUCGAGGAGGCCAAGCGCAAGAAGGCUGCGGCUCAAGACAUUAGCAGAGCAAGCAUCGCUGACUUGUUCUCUACAAAGGUGUGGGCCAGCAAAACGGCGCUGUUCAGCUUCGAGAUGAUAAUUUACAGUUUUGUAUGGUACCAUAUCACCGCCUCGACGGGAAGCGUGGGCGGCAAUCCAUACGUGAGCUUUACCAACGGCGCAUCAUCCGAGUACCCGACGAGGCUGAUCAACGUGCUGCUCAUCAAGUACUGCCGUCGGCGGUUCGCCAUCUGCGGCAGCAUGUGCUUUGCGGCGCUGGUCAUGGUCGCCUUGUGGCCCGUGCCUCCCGAAUACUCGUGGCUGCGGCUGGGCCUGCUGAUGUUGGGUAAGAUGGGCACGUCAAUGCAAGGCGCAGUGUUGCGCGUCCAGCUGAGCGAGAUCUACCCGACCUUGGUGCGCUCGGUCGCCAUGGGCUUCUGCAGUACGGUGGGCUGGCUGGGCUCGGUUCUGGCACCCUUCCUCGACGACCUGGGUGAAGCGACGCAACCGUGGGUGCCAAUCGUGGUGUUGGCAGGCCUCUGCAUGGCGGGAGCUGGCGCAUCCUGGCUGCUUCCGGAGAGCUUCCAGAACACGCUGGAGGACGGGUUCUCCACUGGCGAGGCCGCAGUGAACGAAGCCGCUGGCCCCGCAAGCUCCGCUGACCCCGCAAGCCCCGAUCUAAAGCAAGUGACGCGCUUUUAACCCUACCAAACGACCAGAAGUGUUUAUCCACAGCGGGAAACAGGAUGCAAGACGGAAUCAUCGUAGCACUCGAGGCAGAGGCAAGAAAUGGUUGUUACUCCACCCAAGCUUGAAGAAGUUUAUGUACUGGCCACCGCCAGGCUAACAUGUUUGUGUAUAUUUCCAGCACUUGUUGUUUGGCUAGUGAGUUAAUAGUUUAAGAAACACACGGCUCAAAAUAGGGAAAACACGGGGAAUACUUUCACCUUGUUCUCGUGUUGCUCAAAGGCUCAAAGUAGUCGCAUCAAAUACAACGGAACCACGGCUAUUAUUAGGAGCUUUUUUUUCAAGCGCUUGAGCUGGUCUAAGGAGGGCUCAGGUGAUCACACGAAUUGCGCGAACGCCUGAAUUCGUUUUUCCGCCACCGACAGUUCAAGUCAUUGUUUGAUUCAA
Molecule: messenger RNA, 2040 nt
Organism: Dermacentor silvarum
Lineage: Eukaryota; Metazoa; Arthropoda; Arachnida; Ixodida; Ixodidae
Product: organic cation transporter protein
Exons: 11
Coding region: 31-1608 (525 amino acids)
Biological process (GO): transmembrane transport
Cellular component (GO): membrane
Molecular function (GO): transmembrane transporter activity
Source: RefSeq, a predicted model, not a curated record